AUGGGUGGUUGUUCUGUCGCAGAGGAUAUCAUGACGUGUCGUGGUUUCACCCGGAAGCAAGUGUUCCAUUACCUCGGCAAGCACCUCCCCAGUUUCUGCUUCCUUUUCUCCCUUCUCACCCUCGUGACUAACGACGAAUGGCUGAACUUACGCCAGGGCGUGAGGUCACAGGGGAUCUGCGAGAGGUAAGCCAAGCCAAGCCAAGCUCACCACGCGAGGAAGCACUGCCUGCUGUCCCUUCAGCUGGGGUUUACAGAGGUACCGUCUGUCAGUGGAGCUUGUGCCACUGACCAACGCGACGGCGACGUGUGGCGACACCUCUGUCGACUCGCCUCUGUUCGGCCGUGGCGAGUUCAAGGGCUGCAAAGUAACUCACCAUUAUUGUGUAUGUGAGUCAUCCUACAGAUGGCUGCGGCGGCGGAGCGUCAAGAGGGGCGACACUGAGGCAGCGGCCAUGUGGCGGGACCUACGCGCAGCCGGCAUCGUCAUGUACGUCUUCAGCAGCCUCACAAUGUUCUUUAUCGCUUGCAGCAGCUAUGGGGAACUUGAUACCGUGUCUUCUAAAAUGAAGAACGGCCUCCCGACCCAUCCGCAUGACUUGCGAGCAGCCGUCUUCUGCACGAUAGCCGUAGCGCUCUCCCUUGUUGGCGGUAUGAUUUGGUGGUAUCUGGCCGGCUCGGCGCGAUGUGCUGAUUUGGUGGAGGCUCGAGCCCUCUUUGCUGCGCCCAAUUGUGACAUCAGCCCUGGGCGGUUCCGAGUCUGUCUGAUCUCGUCUGUUCUAUCGGUCGCUAUGCUGUUCCAGUGGCUGUUUGUGUGGGACCGGGUGCGUCACGACAAACGGCAAGCAGCGAUCGUGGGGCAGCAAGCUCUUGCCAACCAGAACCAGCCCGCAGCCCACACGAUCGGUUACGCCGCGGCCAAUCCGCAAGACGACGUCUACUACGAUGCCGAGUCGACCGCAGGAUCGGAUGUGUGAGCAAGUGAGUGUCAUAAUUGGAGAGGCAGUGCGUGUCUAGGUGUCUGUGUGCUUGAGGCAGGCUGUGUUAUCUGCACUCAGUGACUUGGUAGGUUAACGGUGAUGUGUUGGUGAUUUUUGCUGUUGUACUAACUUUUAUCUGUCCUGCCUUUAUCAGUAGUGCACCUUGCCGGCAGUAGGGCCGUCUUGUGUUUGUUGUGCUGCACUCGUGUACUCAGUCAGCCUGCCGGCCGGUGUGUGGGGAUCUUUGCCUCACCCUUGUCUGCAGUGUGUGUGUGUGUCUGAGUGAGUAGUGUAAGGCUGUGUGCGACAGUGAUCAACUCCGAGCGAUUCACCCACUAUGGGUCCACUCAGUGUCUCAUCCAUCUCGUCCCCAGCCAGUGUCAAUAAAGGGAGCCGUCGACAAAAGACGAGGCAGUA
Molecule: messenger RNA, 1396 nt
Organism: Vitrella brassicaformis
Lineage: Eukaryota; Vitrellaceae
Source: the annotation of a GenBank genome assembly